Messenger RNA from Fusarium venenatum, 351 nucleotides. The record is from RefSeq and is a predicted model, not a curated record. Lineage: Eukaryota; Fungi; Ascomycota; Sordariomycetes; Hypocreales; Nectriaceae.
AUGGAAGAGCAACAAGUUAUCGGCAGUGUGCAAUACGCCUUUGGCCCCGACGGGGCCCUAGUAACAGGUCCAGUCUUGAUGGAUGAUCCAGCGACCGGUAAAAUCAUCUGCGCCUUCUGCCGGGUACCCAAGGCGGAGCAUAGCUUCCUGACUAUGGCCCCGUAUAACUUCAAAAGUCAGUUCUGUCUAGACUGUGAAAGAAAGCCUCGACCAGAUCAGCCUCCGCCUUCGACCCUGGGCAAGCGAAGUUUGGAUUCUGAGGAGCCAGAAAACACAGUUCCCACGCCUGAACCGACAAAAAAGCCGAAAGGUGAAGAGACAAAGGGACAGGUCGCAUCGCCGGAAUUCUAG